AUGGCGUCUGGAUCUGAUGUCAAGGUCGAAUUCGACCCUAAGAACAUGCCUUUCCGCAGGCUCGGCCCUAGUGGUCUCCGAGUCCCUGUCUUCUCGCUUGGUGGAUGGCUUACACUUGGUGGAACUGUGAUCGGUGACCCAGUGAAGGAUAUAAUCAAAGUCGCAUUCGACAAUGGUAUCAACAUGUUCGAUACCGCGGAGGCUUAUGCGAAAGGCAAGUCCGAGGUGGAAAUGGGUCGUGUAAUUAAGGAGCUCGGCCUCCGACGGACAGAUCUUGUCAUCACUACCAAAUUAUUCUGGGGUCUGCGCACUGGUCCCAAUGAUGGUGGUCUCUCGAGGAAACAUAUCAUUGAAGGAACCAAGGAGUGUCUCGAGCGUCUUGGUCUUGACUACGUCGAUGUUAUCUUUGCGCACCGCCCAGAUGUCUCAGUCCCCAUGGAAGAGGUGGUACGCGCAUUCAACUGGGUGAUUGAAAAGGGUUUGGCAUUCUACUGGGCAACGUCAGAAUGGUCUGCAUACGAGAUUGAGGAAGCGCAGCACAUCGCGACGAAGCUUGGACUCCAUGGACCUAUUGCUGAACAAUGCCAACACAACAUGUUCCAUCGUGAGCGCCCUGAGAAGGAGUACCGUCCUUUGUACAAGAAAUACCAGCUGGGCACCACCGUCUUCUCCGCUCUUGCUAGCGGUCUUCUUACUGGAAAGUACAACGCCGGUAUCCCAGAUGGGACCCGUUUCUCCACGCACUCCAACUUUUUCAAGGGCACAGUGGACAGCUUGCAAAAGGAGGAGGGUCUCACGAAGAUCCGCAAGGUCAACGAGUUGAGCGUACUCGCAGAACAAGAGCUUGGUUGCAGCGUCACGCACCUGGCACUUGCGUGGGUCGCAAAGAACCCGAACACAAGCACUGUCAUCCUCGGGGCCUCGAAACCUGAACAAGUCGUCGAUAACUUGAAGGCUCUCGACGUCAUUCCCAAACUCACCCCUGAGAUAAUGGACAGGAUUGAAGCAAUUCUGGAGAACCAGCCGGCUGCCCCGCCAACAUUUGGUCGCCCGGCCCUGGAUUCCAACGGCCGUCUGUGA
This is a messenger RNA of Suillus discolor, 1080 nucleotides long. Its product is annotated as NADP-dependent oxidoreductase domain-containing protein. The record is from RefSeq and is a predicted model, not a curated record. The transcript has 13 exons. Bases 1 to 1080 code for a protein of 359 amino acids. Lineage: Eukaryota; Fungi; Basidiomycota; Agaricomycetes; Boletales; Suillaceae.